AUGUCCGCGAUUGGCUCAGUCACUGGCAUGAGAACACCCAUGGCGGUCGGCGAAUGCGAAGCUCGCGGAAGCUGCGCUGGCCGUCACUGCGCAAGACAUGAAGUCGAAAGAGGCUCCAACGAUUGGCCGGGCGUGGGGCUCCACCUGCAUGCCAAAAGCGGGUCGCGUGUGGGACGCUAA
Colletotrichum abscissum is the source of this 180-nucleotide messenger RNA. RefSeq lists its product as uncharacterized. Lineage: Eukaryota; Fungi; Ascomycota; Sordariomycetes; Glomerellales; Glomerellaceae. The coding region runs from base 1 to 180 and encodes 59 amino acids. The transcript has a single exon. The record is from RefSeq and is a predicted model, not a curated record.